GCCAGCGCGCCCGCCCCGUGCCGCCGGAAGGAGGGCGGCUCCGCAGCGUGUGCGCCCCUCGCCAUGGCGGCGCCGUCGCGGCUCCUGAUACGCGGUGGGCGCGUGGUCAACGACGACUCCUCGCAGGUGGCCGACGUGCUGGUGGAGGACGGCGUGGUGCGGGCGCUGGGGCGCGACCUGCUGCCGCCCGGGGACGCGCCGGCCGGGCUGCAGGUCCUAGACGCCGCCGGCAAGCUGGUCUUGCCCGGCGGCAUCGACACGCACACGCACAUGCAGUUCCCCUUCAUGGGCUCGCGGUCCGUGGACGACUUCGACCAGGGCACCAAGGCUGCCCUGGCAGGAGGCACCACCAUGAUCCUUGAUUUCGCCAUUCCUCACAAAGGCCACUCCCUCAUCGAGGCCUUCGAGACCUGGCGAAGCUGGGCUGAUCCCAAAGUCUGCUGUGACUACAGCCUUCAUGUGGCGGUGACAUGGUGGAGUGAGCAGGUUAAAGAAGAAAUGAAAAUCCUUACCCAAGAUAAAGGUGUGAACUCCUUCAAGAUGUUUAUGGCCUAUAAAGAUCUGUACAUGCUGAGAGAUGGGGAGCUGUACAAGGUCUUCUCUCGGUGCAAGGAAAUUGGAGCAGUUGCUCAAGUUCAUGCAGAAAAUGGAGACCUAAUUGCAGAGGGAGCGAAGAAGAUGUUGGCUUUGGGGAUAACGGGUCCCGAGGGCCAUGAGCUGAGCCGCCCAGAAGCGGUGGAGGCAGAGGCCACGCUGAGAGCCGUCACCAUAGCCGGCGCCGUGAACUGCCCUCUGUGCGUCGUGCACGUGAUGAGCAAGUCCGCAGCAAGGGUGAUAGCAGAUGCCAGGAGGGAUGGGAAGGUGGUCUAUGGAGAACCCAUCGCAGCAGGUCUCGGCACAGAUGGCACUCACUACUGGAAUAGAGAAUGGCCCCAUGCAGCCCAUCACGUUAUGGGUCCACCCCUACGACCGGACCCUUCAACGCCUGACUUCCUCAUGAAUCUGUUGGCUAAUGGUGAUCUAACCAUAACAGGGUCUGACCACUGCACUUUCAACACCUGCCAGAAAGCUCUUGGGAAGGAUGAUUUUACUAAGAUUCCCAAUGGAGUGAAUGGUGUUGAGGACCGGAUGUCAGUAACAUGGGAAAAAGGCGUGCACAGUGGCAAAAUGGAUGAAAACUGGUUCGUGGCAGUUACCAGCACAAAUGCAGCUAAAAUCUUUAAUCUGUAUCCAAGAAAAGGAAGAAUAGCUGUGGGCUCAGAUGCUGACAUUGUGAUUUGGGACCCAAAAGCCACAAGGACCAUUUCGGCAAAAACUCAUCAUCAGGCUGUUAACUUCAACAUCUUCGAGGGCAUGGUGUGCCAUGGGGUGCCCCUGGUGACUAUUUCAAGAGGCAAAGUGGUGUAUGAAGCUGGAGUUUUCAAUGUCACAGCAGGAGACGGGAAGUUUAUUUCUCGUAAACCAUUUGCUGAAUAUAUUUACAGACGGAUCAAGCAGCAGGACCAGACUUGCACGCCUACCCCCGUGGAGCGUGAACCCUAUAAGGGAGAAGUCAUCACACUGAAAUCCAGAGGGACAAAAGAAGACUCCACACAUGGGACCAGGAAACAGGCCCACUCCUGAACCAGGUGCUGUCAGUAAGGGAUAGUGGGCAGAGAAAGUUUUCCUCCCUGACAGCAUAUGGAAUUAGCAUAUCUCUUUCUUCCUUAGUGUUUAAAGAGUCCAUGGUCAAGGUCAAAGACUUCAAAGUGACCUAAGACUCAAGGACAGUUCAGCCAAAGGGCAGGCUGAUAAAAGACCUCUUGACGCAGAACACUUGGAUGAGCCUUCCAGGUUGAAGAAGGCCUUGGGCUAGCUGGAGGUUUAUUCUCUGAGGCGUUAGGAAACAUUGCACAGAGGCCUAGAGAAUCAAGUAUGAGCAAGAGGCUGGUAACACAGAGGGAGGCUGUUAUUGAGGAAGGUUGGCACUACUUAAAACUGAGAGUGCAAGUUUAUAGUCAAAAUUUAUAAACCGAUUAGGACUUUAUCUGGAAGAAAUGAAUCUAUGUAUUGUAAAGGCAACCAUAUUCUAGAACUUAGAAUGGAAUGAAAAAUGAAUCAUGUUGCUUUGGGUAUAAUUUUUCAGGAAAAUUAUUUGAUAGCUUAUUUCACAUAGUUGUAGAAU
Molecule: messenger RNA, 2164 nt
Organism: Balaenoptera ricei (Rice's whale)
Lineage: Eukaryota; Metazoa; Chordata; Mammalia; Artiodactyla; Balaenopteridae
Product: dihydropyrimidinase-like
Biological process (GO): pyrimidine nucleobase catabolic process
Cellular component (GO): cytoplasm; cytosol
Molecular function (GO): dihydropyrimidinase activity
Source: RefSeq, a predicted model, not a curated record